AUGGUUGAUGUGACCUUGAUUUUCUCUGAUGGAAUCUCCAUAAGUCCAUUGUGUACUGUCAAUACGAAAAAUUUUAAGAUUGACGCCAGUAUCGGAUGUAAGGAACACGGAAUUAACUAUACGCAAACUGAAACGGUGGAUGCUUGGCUUGUUGAAAUCAAUUACAGAAAAAUCAAUUUUCUGACUAUGAUUACUCAUCAGAACCGUGCCAAUCCCAAACACGCCAAUAUCGAAGUCUUUCAACCUAGGUCGUUGGUACUUCCUUCAGAGGGCAUGUGCACAGGCACAAAAUGCAACGAAGAUGAUCGUUCAUUCAUUGAACAACUUUCAACACCAGCAGCUGCUGGAGUAACAGACAUACUAAUGAUGGAAGAACUAAUCACCGGUAUGGCGGAUGUUGACAAUAUUCGAAAAAGCAUUCAUAAUGGUGCUUACAAUGCGUUAAUUGAACUGAAUGAUGCUAGUCGAAUAUCUGAAGCCGAAAUUCAGCGAUUGUAUCCUGAUAGUAUUCAAUUGGGUUAA
Messenger RNA from Adineta ricciae, 522 nucleotides. Lineage: Eukaryota; Metazoa; Rotifera; Eurotatoria; Adinetida; Adinetidae. The record is from the annotation of a GenBank genome assembly.